AGAAUUCGCUUUAGAACUAUAAGUAAAAAUGUCUCAAGAUGAUACUCCAAGAGUUCUUUCCAUACAGAGUCAUGUGGUACAUGGUUAUGUUGGUAAUAAAAGUGCAGUUUUUCCAUUGCAAGUUCUAGGUUUUGAAGUAGAUUCCAUAAAUACUGUACAGUUUUCAACACACACAGCAUACAAACAUAUCAAGGGUUAUGUAUUGAAUAAUGACCAAAUGAAGGAAUUAGUUGAAGGCCUGGUACUGAAUGAGGUUGACUAUUAUACACAUUUCCUAACUGGUUACUCAAGAUCGCCAGAUUCUCUCAGAGAAAUAGCUAAAAUAAUAAAACAACUGAGAGAGAAAAACCCAAACUUAAUAUAUGUCUGUGACCCGGUGAUGGGUGAUAAUGGAAAAAUGUACGUACCCGAAGAGAUUCUGCCGGUAUACCGCGACGUUCUGGUACCGCUAGCAGACAUUUUGACCCCAAACCAAUUCGAAGCAGAAUUGAUCACCGGCAUUCCAAUGAAGGAUCUCGAUGGUGCUCUGAGAGUCAUACAGAGGCUCCACGAUAUGGGAGUAAAGACGGUGGUGCUGUCUAGUACCGAUCUGGGAGACGAGGAGAAUAUGAUCGGCCUGGCUAGUACUGGAGGAUCGUGUUACAAGAUCCCAAUACCCAAAGUGGAGGCAACGUUCACGGGUACCGGAGACUUGUUCGCGGCGUUAUUCCUCGCGUGGUCACACUUGACUGGCAACGACGUCAAACUGGCCCUCGAAAAGACGAUAGCGACUCUGCAGAGUAUUGUGGUGGAUACAUACCAAACGGCUAGAGCGUCUCAUCUGACCGGAAAAAUACCACCACGGUUCACUGAACUCCGUCUCGUGCAAAACAAAACCGUCAUUGAAGACCCAAAAAUUAAAUUAAAGGCUGUGAAAAUAAACUAGAUUAUAUCUAGAAGUACAAUGUGCUUC
Bombyx mori (domestic silkworm) is the source of this 952-nucleotide messenger RNA. RefSeq names its product pyridoxal kinase (gene Pdxk). Lineage: Eukaryota; Metazoa; Arthropoda; Insecta; Lepidoptera; Bombycidae. Gene Ontology annotation, biological process: pyridoxal 5'-phosphate salvage. Gene Ontology annotation, molecular function: pyridoxal kinase activity. Gene Ontology annotation, cellular component: cytosol. The record is from RefSeq and is marked provisional.